Thunnus maccoyii (southern bluefin tuna) is the source of this 1435-nucleotide messenger RNA. It is a transcript of the gene sco1, whose product is annotated as protein SCO1 homolog, mitochondrial. NCBI's taxonomy places the organism in Eukaryota, Metazoa, Chordata, Actinopteri, Scombriformes, Scombridae. The transcript is spliced from 7 exons. The record is from RefSeq and is a predicted model, not a curated record. Gene Ontology annotation, biological process: mitochondrial respiratory chain complex IV assembly. The coding region runs from base 201 to 1124 and encodes 307 amino acids.
UGUGCUAAAUGACAGCUACCUGAACACUGACCCGAGAACAGCAUGUAAACGAUAUGAACGCGCUACUUUAAGCCGUUAUGAACGUGUAAAACUGACUCCAGACCAGUGAUUUAUAUGUUUUAUUCCCCGUUUCACUUGUCACGUUUUGUAAACUUGUAACCGCUUCCUUACAUCAGCGGCGGUGCUGUCAAGGUCCAAACAUGUCCCUGAGUGUUUUUCAUCACAGCCUGGGCUGCAGGUUGUUUCACAGUAACGUUAAAGUCUUACAGAAAUGUUCUCGUCUCCAAACCGUCAGAUUCACACACAGUGUUUUACGGAGGGAGACCGGACCGUUUAACACACUGUCACCGCGGAGAGUCAACGGCUGCCUGGUGAAUGUGAGUCAGUGGUUCACCUGCAGAUCAUCACAAUGGUUGAAUCAACGCUGCUCACGAGCGUUUUCCUCAGUACCUCCACCGCCCUCAUCAGGAGGAAAGCCCAAGAAGUCUGGGCCUGUGACGUGGAAAUCUUUAGCGAUAACAUUCGCUAUCGGAGGCUCUCUGCUCGGAGCGAUGAAAUACUUCAAGAAAGAAAAGGAAGAACUGAUUGAAAAAGAGAGGACCAAAUCGAUGGGGAGACCGGCGCUGGGCGGUCCGUUCUCGCUCAUCGAUCACAACAACAAGCCCGCCAAGAGCGAGGACUUCCUGGGCCAGUGGGUCCUCAUCUACUUCGGCUUUACUCACUGUCCCGACAUCUGCCCGGACGAAAUAGAGAAAAUGAUCGAAGUGGUGGAUGAAAUAGACAAAAUAGCAUCUCUUCCAAACCUGACGCCCAUCCUCAUCACCAUCGACCCUGACAGGGACACGCCGGAGGCCAUGGCUGCGUACGUGAAAGAGUUUUCUCCGAAGCUGAUUGGUCUGACGGGGACAACAGCUCAGGUUGAGCAGGUUUCCAGAUCCUACAGAGUCUAUUACAGUCAGGGACCAAAGGAUGAAGACAACGACUACAUCGUCGAUCACACAAUCAUCAUGUACCUUGUUGGACCUGACGGAGAGUUUGUGGAAUAUUUUGGACAGAACAAAAGAAGUGUGGAGAUCACCAACUCGAUAGCAGCACAUAUGAGAAAGUACAAGAAGGAAAAGUGAGCAGCGGCCUUUCCCGUGCUCACCGUCGUGCACUGACUGACUCGUUAACUUAAAUCACUACUGCCUGUAUUUAUUUUGGAUACUGUAUGUUAAUACGUCUGCAGUAACAUUCCUUUUUUAAGGGUUGAUGUGCAGAUGAAAGCAGGUCUGCCGACUGGAUGCUGUCAUACUGUUCUACAUUAUUAUCCAUGAAAAACUGCAUUCACAUAAUUAUGAAUAGCUUGGAAAAGAUCAGAUCUGAUUUCUGAUGUAAACAAGUUGUGAUUUUGUGAUAAAAGAUAAGAAAAGCAAUAAAAUCAGCAGGUUUUUUU